Molecule: messenger RNA, 2167 nt
Organism: Fusarium odoratissimum NRRL 54006
Lineage: Eukaryota; Fungi; Ascomycota; Sordariomycetes; Hypocreales; Nectriaceae
Exons: 2
Coding region: 576-1595 (339 amino acids)
Biological process (GO): endocytosis; eisosome assembly; negative regulation of protein kinase activity
Cellular component (GO): plasma membrane; eisosome filament
Molecular function (GO): lipid binding
Source: RefSeq, a predicted model, not a curated record
GGGAGUUACUCCAAAUGUGAGCGUAGGUGCAGCUGAAAACAUGUACUUGUGCUACCGAAAGCAGGGCAGAUCAAGAUGUGUUGGUGUCGUCAACGUCAGUUCAAAAGGCUCUUCUGCUUGUUUAAAGCCUGCACAACCCCUGCCUUUGUAUCGGCAGCUUUAACCUCUGGAGACCUUUUACAUCCAUCCCCCUUGCAACAGACCUGACCCGGACCCAGACGAUUUGCACUGAUUUACCACCCAAAGCGGCUCUGCAGCUGAAUUCUUGAAUCGCCUUAUUCCACUGUAAGCUAUCACCUGUUUGUGUGAGGAGACGUUGGGCUUUGUCUGUUCCAUAGGUGGCGGGGAAGGCAAGAGUGUUCUGUGAUGUGAAAGCUGACUAUAUGAAAGAAGGUGCAUUCUGGACGAGUCGCAGUCACUCUUGAGCGAUACCUGAUUCACCUGCCUAGGUACCUUGGCUCUCUAGGUAUCCUUCCUCAAGCCUUCAACAUGUAAGCUCCCGUCAGUAUCUACAACAAUUGUCAAACUUCAUAUGUUGUCGCGCCUUAACCAACCUUACUGUAUAUCAAAAUACAAUGUCACGCUUCAGUUUUGAUGCCUCUACUUCACGCCAUGAACCAAUAUGUUUGGAAAGCCCGAUUGACGUGAGACCCUUUUCUAGGAAUCGCGCACUCUCCAUUCGAUCCAACAAAUCCAAGGGCAACUCUGGUGCUGGUGCCGGAGCCAAGCGGGGUUUCUCCUUCAACUCACUCCGCGGCCAGGUCCAACCUGAGCUGUCCCGUAAGCUCUUCCGCCUCAUCAAAUCGGAGAAUAACCUCAUUGGCGCCCAUGAGACCGCCGGCCGUGAGCGGGUUUCCAUCGCGACUCAGUUAUCUGAAUGGGGUGAGCACACCGGAGAUGACAGUAUUAGUGAUAUCUCGGAUAAGGUGGGAGUUGUCCUAAGUGAAAUGGGCGAGCAGGAGGACGCAUAUGCUCAUGCUCUUGACGAUUCUCGCGCCUAUCUCAAGGCUAUUCGAAACACCGAGAAGAGCGUACAGCCCAGCCGCGAGAACAAGGAUAAGAUUGCCGACGAGAUCCAGAAGUUGAAGUUGAAGGAGCCUGGUAGCACAAGAUUGCCUGUCCUCGAGCAGGAAUUGGUGAGAGCUGAGGCUGAGAACCUUGUGGCGGAGGCUCAAUUGACCAACAUCACCCGACAAAAGCUCAAAGAAGCCUAUGCUGCCGAGUUCGCUGCCACCAUCGAACGUGCCGAAAAGCAGAUCAUACUAGCCAAACAUGGCCGCCGUCUGUUGGAGCUUCUCGACGAUUCGCCUGUGGUCCCUGGUGAUACACGAGUGCCUUAUCAACACUCCUCCCAGGCACGUCAAAUCCUCAACGAUGCUGAGGAUGACCUUCGAGACUGGCGACCCGAGGCCGAGGGCUUUUCUACUCCAGUUCAAAGCCGAUCGCCAACCCUUGAGGGAAAGGGAAAGGAGCCUCUGGCUUCGGGAGACAAUUUGUCUCCUGUCCAGUCUGAGGCAGCUACAGUUGAAUCCGAGACUUCUCCUUUGGAGCAACGGGGUACCAAGUCCUCUGUCUAUGCUGAGGUCGCUGGCUAAGUGGGCAAUUACAGGAUAGUGAAUAAGGAUGCCGAUUCUGGUAUGGGCUUUUGUUUCGAUAAGCUUCGUUUUCUUGAGCAGGCGAGAAAGUUCACUUGCUGUCAUCGCAGUCUGUCUGGGUAUCAUCGAGGGAUCAGUCCCUAAGUUUAAUAUGUCUGGGGUACCGAGAGGGGUUCUUGAAGUGCUGUUUGUUUAUAUCCUUUGAUUAUUGCUUGGUUAGUCUCGUUAGUUGAAUCAGAAUGGGCGUGUCUAUCAAAAGUUUAAAACAGUGUCAUUUUGAGGUUCGUAGUGUAUGUAGCACCUUGGGUGCAAGAACGACGUUGAACCGGCUCAUGGCACAAACCAUGGGCUUAGGCUCAUAUCCAAUUGAUUGUUGAAUCACUCAGCACCAAUCGAUAUGAGGUGAUCAGUAUCGUGGGUCCUGGUGCAUCGUUUGGGGCUCUGGUUUUUCAAACGGUGUGGAUGGAUGGGGUCUGCGUCUUGGUGUUGCACCUAAUAAUAAGACGGUUUAUGUUCCGGUUACGGAGAUGGGAGAAUUUUCAUGACAGGCUUGAGUGCAGAGCAAAAGGAAA